Messenger RNA from Dromaius novaehollandiae (emu), 4429 nucleotides. It is a transcript of the gene GTF2I, whose product is annotated as general transcription factor IIi. Gene Ontology annotation, cellular component: nucleus. The transcript has 35 exons. Lineage: Eukaryota; Metazoa; Chordata; Aves; Casuariiformes; Dromaiidae. Bases 311 to 3343 code for a protein of 1010 amino acids. The record is from RefSeq and is a predicted model, not a curated record. Gene Ontology annotation, molecular function: DNA-binding transcription factor activity.
GCGAGGGGGGCGCGUGCGCAGUUGGGGCUCCUCGAACAAAAAACCUCCCCCCUUCCCUCCCCCGGAGCGGUGCUGGGUUCGGGUUGAGAGGCGGUGAGGGGGAGAAAGGGGCCGCGUGCGGGCCGGGCCGAUCCCAGCGCCUCGCCUCGCCUGGCGCCCGAUGAGCCGCUGAGAGGCCGCGGGGCGCGAGGGGAAAGCGCCUUCGCAGAGCGGCUCCGCUGCGCCCGGCCUCCCUCUGCGCCCGGCGGCGGCGCCUUCUCGCCUCGAGCCAGCAGGACGCGGGCUGUCCGCUCCCGGCAGCGAGGGGAAAAUGGCCCAAGCUACCGCACCGGCGAUGUCCAUCCACGAUGAGGACUCCUCUGAAAGCAGAAUGGUGGUUACGUUUCUCAUGUCGGCACUUGAGUCAAUGUGUAAAGAACUUGCCAAGUCCAAGGCAGAAGUUGCCUGUAUUGCUGUAUAUGAAACAGAUGUGUUUGUAGUUGGAACUGAGAGAGGAAGAGCCUUUGUCAAUUCUAGGAAAGAUUUUCAGAAGGAUUUUGUUAAAUACUGUGUUACAGAAGAGGAGAGGGCUGCAGAGCUGCAGAAAACAAAGACUGUAUCACCUGUAAACAGACUGACAGUGGAUAUUGUGGAGCUGGAAGCUCUCAGAAAGUCUGUGGAGGACUUUUUCUGCUUUUGCUAUGGUAAAGCUUUAGGAAAGUCAACAGUAGUUCCUGUGCCAUAUGAGAAGAUUCAACGGGACCAGUCUGCUGUGGUAGUGCAGGGCCUGCCAGAAGGACUUGCAUUUAAACAUCCAGCAAAUUAUGAUGUUUCAACCCUGAAAUGGAUUUUAGAAAACAAGUCAGGGAUCUCAUUUAUCAUCAAAAGGCCUUUCCUAGAGCCGAAGAAGCACCUAGGAGCUCAUGUGACAGAUCCUUCACAUUCAAUUAUACCUCCAGGUGGAAGUUGCCCUCCUAUUCAAGUAAAAACGGAACCAAAUGAGGAUUCUGGAAUUUCUUUGGAAAUGGCAACAGUAACAGUGAAGGAGGAAUCGGAGGAUCCUGACUACUAUCAAUAUAAUAUUCCAGCAGGCCCUUCAGAAACAUCAGAGAUUGAUGAAAAAAUUGCUCUUGCGAAAACUUACACAGGAAGCCACCAGGGUUCCGAUUGCAGUGAAGGAACAGAUGUGGAAAUACCGGUAGAAGACUCCUCCCAGCAUGCACCUUCAGAAACAAGUGAGGAUCCUGAAGUUGAAGUCACCAUUGAAGACGAUGAAGACUACUUGCCCCCUAACAAGAGACCGAAGAACACCGAGUCAGCAAAUGAAGCAGCCAAUACUGGGAGAAGAAAAGUGAGAGAGUUCAAUUUUGAGAAAUGGAAUGCGCGAAUUACAGACUUGAGAAAGCAAGUUGAAGAACUGUUUGAAAAAAAAUAUGCUCAAGCUAUAAAAGCAAAAGGUCCAGUGUCUAUCCCAUACCCGCUUUUCCAGUCACACGUGGAAGACUUAUAUGUGGAAGGACUGCCAGAAGGAAUUCCCUUCAGAAGGCCAUCCACCUAUGGGAUUCCCCGUCUUGAGAGGAUACUUCUAGCAAAGGAGCGGAUCCGCUUUGUGAUUAAGAAGCAUGAGCUUUUGAAUUCAACACGUGAAGACGUACCGUUGGACAAGCCAGUUGCAGGAGUGAAGGAGGAGUGGUAUGCCAGAAUCACCAAGCUGAGGAAGAUGGUAGAUCAACUCUUCUGUAAAAAGUUUGCCGAGGCCUUGGGGAGCACUGAGCCUAAAGCUGUUCCGUACCAGAAAUUUGAGGCACAUCCUACUGACCUCUAUGUCGAAGGUCUGCCCGAGAACAUUCCAUUUAGGAGCCCAUCCUGGUAUGGGAUCCCUCGCCUUGAAAAAAUAAUUCAAGUAGGCAACAGAAUCAAAUUUGUAAUCAAAAGGCCAGAACUGCUAACUGUCAGUCCAACCGAAGUUACUCAACCAAGGUCAAACACACCAGUGAAAGAAGAUUGGAAUGUCAGAAUCACAAAACUGAGAAAGCAAGUAGAAGAGAUAUUUAAUAUGAAAUUUGCCCAAGCUCUGGGGCUUUCAGAGGCAGUGAAAGUUCCCUAUCCUGUAUUUGAAUCAAACCCUGAGUACUUGUACGUCGAAGGCUUGCCAGAAGGAAUCCCCUUCCGGAGUCCCACAUGGUUUGGAAUUCCACGCCUUGAAAGAAUUGUCCGUGGGAGUGGCAAAAUCAAAUUUGUUGUUAAAAAGCCUGAGCUUGUCACUUCCUAUUUGCCUCCAGGAUUGGCUAGUAAAAUAAACACUAAAGCAAUGAGUCCAAAGAGUUCAAAAAGGUCACGAAGUCCUGCAAGCAAUUCAAAGGUCCCAGAGAUUGAAGUUACUGUUGAAGAAGGUCCUAAUAAACCACAAACAACAGACAUUCGAACUAAUUCUCAAACAAAUGGAUCCAAUAUGGGUUUCAAGCCACGAGGAAGAGAGUUUUCUUUUGAGGCUUGGAAUGCCAAAAUUACUGACCUAAAGCAGAAAGUUGAAAAUCUUUUUAAUGAAAAAUGUGGGGAAGCACUGGGGCUGACUGAACCAGUGAAGGUCCCAUUUGCGUUAUUUGAAUCCUACCCAGAAGAUUUCUUUGUGGAAGGCUUACCGGAGGGAGUGCCAUUCCGUCGACCUUCUACCUUUGGAAUUCCAAGACUAGAGAAGAUCCUGAGAAACAAAUCUAAGAUAAAAUUCAUUAUUAAAAAGCCUGAGAUGUUUGAGGCAGCACUUAAGGAAAGUUCUGCUAGAAGCCCCCAAAGAAAAAAUAACUCAUCCAGUAUGGCCAUUACAGCAAGCACCACAACCAAUACAGUGGUGAACACAGCCGCUGGUGUUGAAGAUCUUAACAUCAUUCAAGUAACUAUACCAGAUGAUGAAAGUGAACGAUUGUCAAAAGUAGAAAAGGCCAGACAACUGAGAGAACAAGUAAAUGAUCUGUUUAGCCGGAAAUUUGGUGAAGCAAUUGGUAUGAAUUUCCCUGUGAAAGUCCCAUACAGAAAAAUCACCAUCAACCCUGGCUGUGUGGUGGUGGAUGGAAUGCCUCCUGGUGUGGCAUUUAAAGCUCCCAGUUAUCUGGAAAUCAGCUCAAUGAGGAAGAUUUUGGAAUCAGCAGAGUUUAUCAAGUUUACUGUCAUUCGACCAUUUCCAGGACUUGUGAUUAACAACCAGCUGAUGGAGAAAGCUGAAGCAGAAGCGCCACCAGCGGCACCAGCCCCAGCGCCAGUACUCCCAGAGCCAGCUGAACCAAGCCAAAUAGAAGUAUCUGUAGGAGAUGUUACAGAAACAGAAGAAAAUUCUCAAAUAAAACAAGAACCGGACCCAACGUGGUAGACCUCAUCAAUACUAGGUCAGAAGCAUCCAGUUCUGAGAAGAGCUUGCUGGGACUGUCUUCAGCUGUGUAAUAUAACUGUAUAAGAGAAGUACCUUCUAUACAAACCCUUUUUGUACUUUUAGAUAGAAAUGUCUACUUUUUCAGCAGUUCUGUGAAUUGACUUAAAGCAAAGAAAGACUGUAGAUGUGGAAUGGCUGAUUUUACUUUGGAAUAUAUUGUAAGGACUAAAUUCGAUGCAGCAUUGCUGGAGAGAUGACAGGGAUUAAAAUCAACGGAGACUAAACAGAGGCUGUCUACAUUUCCCAAUAAAGCUGAAUUUUACUGUAUCUGAACGCAUCUCAGCUUUUAUAAUGAAGAAGAGUUCCUGCAGUAGUUCAGUUUGUUAGUUUUACUUUGAAAAAAAGUAAUUAAUUUUUGGUUCUUACUCCUUUAAUGGCUGAUUGGACAAUAGUAUCUGUAUAUUUGAACUAAUUUUUCCUAUGGUAUCUAUCACAAUUAAUAUGUUUUUCAUAAAUAAAAGAUAAACUGGUUCACCUGACCGUUAGUAUGCAUUGAUGAAAUGGACUGUGAAAUGGUCAGUAUGUCAGCGUGUGGAUUAGGAACCAAUUUAUAUGAAACCCUGUUACAGUUUGCUCCGCUAAUUCAAAGUAGUAAUUGCAUGUUUUAUCAAUAUCACAUGGUUUAUGUAUGAUGGGUCUGGUUUUGCAGUCCUAAUGUAGGUAAAACUCACAUGGACCUGUGAGAGCUUUCCUGCUGAAGACUGUGGGGUAAUGCCCUUCUGUUCAUCUAGAACUAGUUAUGGAAACAUACGCAAUUAAGCUGCUGUAAGUCCUACUAUGUCAAAGUAAGUCCCCUAUAGUCCUGAUUGCGCCCCACAUCAUGUAAGAGACAAAUGUAAGCAUUUUUUGAAGCUUCACAAACCAUAGGAGAUGUAAAGUUCUGGCUAUAUGAUAACCUCUGUAGAGAAAAUACAGAUUAUUGUAAAGGUUUCUCUUUCAUUGGCAUGAGUUUGGGAUGACUGCAUUAUGCACAAAUGGUAAACCUUAUUCCCUGAUAAAGAAAUAAAGGCAUUUCUGAUGUUUUCA